Zootoca vivipara (common lizard) is the source of this 2107-nucleotide messenger RNA. It is a transcript of the gene CDK2AP1, whose product is annotated as cyclin dependent kinase 2 associated protein 1. Gene Ontology annotation, cellular component: nucleus; cytoplasm. NCBI's taxonomy places the organism in Eukaryota, Metazoa, Chordata, Lepidosauria, Squamata, Lacertidae. The record is from RefSeq and is a predicted model, not a curated record.
CCCGCCGCCGCCCUUCUCUUCCUCCUCCUCCUGAUGUAUGGAUGAUAUCCUGCGUUGCAAAAGAGCGAGCGGCAAUCUGUGUACAUAUAGAUGUAUCUCUAUCCAUAUGUGACGCGGCCAUAUUUGCGGCGUGCGCUUGUCUCUCGCAGUAAACAACCCCCAAAGUCUCGGGGAAGACAGACAGACCGACGGACAGGCAGACGGAGCCCGAGAGAGCCGCGUCGUGGAAUUUCAGGACAUUUCGCCGCCUCCUUUCGCCGAUGUCGCUGCUGCUGCUCGGCAUGUCUUACAAGCCAAACUUGACCGCGCACAUCGCGGCGGCUCCCAUCAGCCAAGGUAAGGCGCAAACUCUGCCGGUCCCUCUCCGGAGGCUCCUUAGCAUGGCUGCUUAAGCGCACGGAAUAUCGCUAUUUUGCAUUGGUUCGCCUUUUGCAAGAGGAGGUGGCGGCGGGGGGAGCCCCGGUUGCCCCGCUGGCGCCGGAGGCGAAGGCAAGCGCUGCGCUGCGCCCUGGCUACCUGGGCGAGCCCCGCCGCUCGGAGACGGGCUCUUCGCCUUGCUCCCGCUCGCUCCGCUUCCCCACUCAGCUGGGAACGUCCACUCUCCUUCCACAAGCAUGGCAGGCUCAGGGCAAUACAGACAACUUAUAAAUGACUACGGACCCCCAUCUCUAGGCUACACACAAGGAGUGCAGGGAACGAGUAGCAGUCAAGUACCACAGAGCAAGUAUGCAGAACUUUUGGCCAUCAUAGAAGAAUUAGGAAAAGAAAUCAGGCCUACAUAUGCUGGAAGUAAAAGUGCCAUGGAAAGGCUAAAACGAGGCAUCAUUCACGCCAGAGGACUAGUUCGAGAGUGUUUGGCAGAGACUGAGCGCAAUGCAAGAUCCUAGCAUCUCUUCCCAUGGCUGCAAGAUUUUUCCACCUUUUAUGAAAAAGGGACACCAGUUCCUUUGGAGACUACAGAAGGCAUUCAGAGAGAUCCCUUAAUUUGACUCAACCACUCCUCACCCCCACUGCCAUUUCCAAGAAUGUGGGCCACAAUCCAAAGUAGCACUUGGGAGGCACCCAAGGGCUUGUGUGCCCAGUGGAAAGUUUGAAUCCCCCCCAACAAAUACACCCACCCUGUGCCAUACUUCAAACAGCUUCUGAAAUGCCUCUUGGUUUCAAAAGCAGCUCACCAUCCAGAAUGGGGGAGCUUUGGUUUGAGGAAGUCCAAAGGUCUCCUCGGGUAGAUAAAACUUGUGCUGUCUUUUUUUCUUCUGGAAUCCUGGCCAUAGUCAAGAAGAUUAUCCUUCCUCUCAUUUAAAGUGGAGUUUGCAAUAUUUCAUUUAAGUUGAGGCAUUCCCUGAAUUAGUUGAAUAUUUUUUUUAAAGAAACAACUGCAUUCCUCUCUUAAUUCUCUGUUCUGCCUCAGGUUGCUCCUUUAAGUGUUCCCCAUAUCCAGUGGUUUUCAAACUGCAUUUUAGGAAAGGUCUACGGCUCCUUAGCUUUCUAGGGACUUCUCAGUGACAAUAUCAGUAAUGUUGGACACGCUCUGCUGCUGCCAGUAUUCCUGUGUAAUGUAAAAGGAGUGCUGGUUAUGUUCUAGGUUGCAAGGUAUGGUCAUGUGGGGCAUUGGCAAAGCUAAGCAGCUCCAGAUAUUACACCCCAUGGAUUGGGUGUACACACCACAGAGUCCUCUGCAGUGCAGCAGACUUCCUAUGGCAAACACUCAGCCUUUGCAGAACAGCAGAGUGAAGGGCUCCUUGAAAGCAAAAUUUGAAAACAGCUGCCUUAAUCCUCAAGCAUUCAUUUGACUUCACCACUAAACCAUUUCUUACCAGACUGCUUUAAUUUUGAGUACAGAUAUUGUUUCUUGUUUCACUGGUUGACAGCCUAAUUUCUAAUUUGGUGCACACACCAUAAAUUCUGUUCAAAAAUUACCCCCCCUCCCCACCAUUUUGCAUGAUUGUUAGUGUUUCCAUUAAAAGUGCACGAGUUCUACAAAAAGACUAUUCUAACCUGUCGCAGGCCCCAAAAGCAACUUUAUUCCCCCAGAUUUAAAUUGUAACUUUGCAAAAAAGAAAAGAAAAAAAAGAAUUCCAAAUAAGUGACUAAAACUGUUAUUUGC